This is a messenger RNA of Trematosphaeria pertusa, 2849 nucleotides long. RefSeq lists its product as uncharacterized. Gene Ontology annotation, molecular function: RNA polymerase II cis-regulatory region sequence-specific DNA binding; DNA-binding transcription factor activity, RNA polymerase II-specific. Bases 247 to 2451 code for a protein of 734 amino acids. The transcript has 4 exons. The record is from RefSeq and is a predicted model, not a curated record. Gene Ontology annotation, biological process: regulation of transcription by RNA polymerase II. Lineage: Eukaryota; Fungi; Ascomycota; Dothideomycetes; Pleosporales; Trematosphaeriaceae.
AACAUCCGCCGCUCGCGGUCGAAUACUUCCAUUUCCACCAGGAGCAAUCGCCCGCUGUCUCGCGCAUCCGCGACGAGCAUCCAUUCGUUCGACCAGCACGACCUGCACACGCAAUUCCAGCAACAGCAACCGCCGCCGCACCAAGCCCAGCCGACCGCCUACGCCCAACAACAAUACAACACAUCGUAUGCCCCGCUUGAGCCCGCCCUCCUCCAGGCCGCCCAGCAUGUCAGCCAGCAGGAGAACAUGUCCAUGGAUCCCGUCCACCAGCUGUUGGGAUAUACCGGAGAGGCGUCGGGCAGCCAGGCGCAUGGCCUGCCGUUGCAGCAUAUCGACCCCAACAGCCAAGCGCACACGUUCCAAGCCGCAGUGUCGCAGCCACCUCCGCAGCAGUUCGUAGCCGCGCCGGCCGAGAGCGAGGAGAAAAAGAAGAAGGCGGGAAAUGCAGGCAACGCCACCAACGACAAGGAAUUGCGCCAGAUGCUCGCACAAAACGACGGCCGCAAGCUGAACGACGUCGCCGCGGAGGUGAUUGCCAAUGACCGCACGUCUCGAUCCGAGAAGUCCAAGCAGCUUUUUGCUAUGCUUUGGCUGAAGUCAGUUUGCCGCACCGCAAAGACAUCUGUACCCCGUAAUCGAGUCUACUCGAAAUACGCAGAGCGCUGUGGCACCGAGCGCGUGAUACCGCUGAACCCGGCCUCGUUUGGAAAGCUCGUUAGGGUCAUCUUCCCUGGCAUCCAGACUAGGCGCUUAGGCGUUCGGGGAGAAUCGAAAUACCACUACGUCGACCUUGCUCUCAUCAACGACAGCGAAGAGGGCGACGAGCCCCGGCGCCCAGCGACGGGCAGCAUGCCGCAGCAUGCUCUGAGGCGGCAGAGCUCUCCAGGCCCUAGGCUGGACUUCAAUUCAAUGCCGCGACUCCCAGCCGACACUGCUGCGUUCCCUCCUCAAGAUCAAGCUUUCGAAUCGAGUACCAGUUACUUCUCACAAGGCUCGUCGAAAGGCCGUCUUUUCACCGAUAUUUACUCUAAACAGUUCCGCCCUUCGAACAGCCGCACAGCUCCGGCGUAUGAUUGCGAACUUAGAUUCCCCAGUCCCGACGUCCUAGCAGCACCGGACUCCCUCGACAUUGCGCUACCGGACAUUACGCCGUAUCUCCCUACCCGUACCGAUUCUGACGCUGCCGAAGCACUCGUUGCGCUGUACCGCACUCAUUGCACUUCGUUGGUCGACUCGGUUCGAUACUGUAAAGAGAAGCAGUUCUUCCGACUUUAUGGUUCCUUCCAUGGCACCCUGACCGUCCCUGUGCAGAAGCUGUUCGCUAUGCCGGAGCUGGCCCCGUGGAUCCGCGAGUGCGACUGGAUGAUGUACCAAAAGAUGAUCCGCAACGUUUCGCAGCUCACUUUGCAAGUUGCGCCACAGCCCGUUCUUCGCUUUUUAGAUAACGUUGCAAAGUUAUUGCACGACCAUAUCAGCAAGGUCUUCCAGGCGCUUCCGACGCACGUUCUCGAAGCAAAGCUUGAGCCAGCAACUUUGUUCUCCCACCUGCUCCGGCAGAUGCUGCGAGUAAAUCAGACGGCGCAUGCAGCUGCUGUCAUGCUAACUGCCGACGACCACCGCGAUCGUAUGUGGGGAGACUGGCAUGCAUACGUCAACAUGAAGCGGAUCAUUGAGAACGAACUGCCGCAAUCGUGUGGGCACGAAGAGGUCUACAAUAUCCUAACGACAGAGAUUCGGGGCAUGCUCCUUCCUCUGAAGCCUGAAAUGUGGUUACCGGACGGUACGCUCUACCACAUUUCUUCUCCCGAUCCCCUCAUCGAUCCCGUGCAGGAGACCGUCAUCGACCGCAUCGCAGCUUUCCUCAUUAAGCUUCCCUCUCGGUUUCCUCACGUCCCCGCGCGAACCAUCCUGCACUGCAUUAACGCACUCGGAUCCGCCGCUCUCCGAGAAAUUACCGUCGAAAAUGGGCAGAGCUUCCAAGGCUGGUGGCUGACCAAGGUCUUCAUCGAUGAGAUGACCCAGUGGCUAGCAUCUCUCGGUGGAUUCCUAUCACAUACGCCUACGAAUUGGAAUUCUCUCACCUACUCCCCUGGCCUCAUGGGAGAGUCCAUGAAUGGGGGUAUGACCAAUGGGGGUAGCGGUAGCAACGAGAGUAGGUAUAGUAGUAUUGAUGCAGAUUUUGGGCCGAGUCAGUCCUUCAUGGCGAAUAAUAGCAACGUUUCCAUGCAGGAUGCGGGCAGCACAAGCCAAGAAAUCAAUACUCGACGGCAUAUUGAACAACAUGAUCAAAUAAGCUUCAAUCUGGACCUCGAUUUUGCCACCUCCCAGCAGGAAGCCAACCUCGAUGAUAGCGGCAUCGUCCUCGAGGACGGAAUCGACGCGAAAUUCGCUUCGGAUAUACAGCACUCGCUACGGUCACAUCUAACGCAACUACCGACCGGCGUGAGCUAGCCGGCCCACCCCGUUCCAGUGCCACUCUCCUUCUGCUAUUUCUUACAUCCGCACCUGCCGCUUUCUCUGGAAGCCCCUCUAAAACCGCCAUCUCACUAUUUACGCGCUACGACGUCUCCGAUGUUACGACUCAUCCCAAAAUAACGGCUGGUUCUGCGGGCACGUCUUGUUUAUACCCUUUAAUCUUGUACAUUGGGCUCGAAUCGCACAGUGCGCGACGCGGCGCCAGGUCUCUCUGUUUUCCGUGCGACGAAGACGGCGUUCUUUCUCACGCACUUCUUCUUCCGGCUUGCCUGUUGCCUGUCUGGGGCUUAUCGCAAUCCUUGGGUUGAGAGGGCUUGAUUUGGGUGGGUGGCGUCUUGCUUUGCGACGUAGAUCUGACUUGGUGAAUGUGGAGG